Molecule: messenger RNA, 1932 nt
Organism: Diospyros lotus (date-plum)
Lineage: Eukaryota; Viridiplantae; Streptophyta; Magnoliopsida; Ericales; Ebenaceae
Product: hexokinase-1-like
Exons: 9
Coding region: 171-1664 (497 amino acids)
Biological process (GO): glycolytic process; glucose 6-phosphate metabolic process; intracellular glucose homeostasis
Cellular component (GO): cytosol; mitochondrion
Molecular function (GO): fructokinase activity; mannokinase activity; glucokinase activity
Source: RefSeq, a predicted model, not a curated record
AUACAAUUUUCCUGGAAAAUAGCUCCCCUUUUAUUUUUUCUCGGGGAAAUCCUUCUUCUCUCUCUCUUCCGAUCCGAUUUCAGUUUUAGCUUUGCAGGAGAGGGAGGGAGGGAGGGAGAGGGAGAGAGCGAGUGUGAUAUUGAUUUGCGUACAUUUGGUAUUGAUCUGCGAUGGGGAAGGCGACGGUGUACGCGGCGGCGGUCGGCGCGGCGGCGGUGUGCGCUGUAGCAGCUCUGGUGGUGCGCCACCGUAUGCGAAGGUCGGGGCGGUGGGCCAAGGCGCUUGCAAUGGUCAAGGAGCUGGAGGAGAAGUGUGCUACCCCUCUCGGGAAGCUCCGGCAGGUCGCCGACGCCAUGGCCGUCGAGAUGCACGCCGGACUCGCUUCCGAGGGCGGUAGCAAGCUUAAAAUGCUCAUUACCUUUGUCGACAGCCUCCCCACAGGAGAUGAGAAAGGUUUGUUUUAUGCAUUGGACCUAGGUGGCACCAACUUUCGCGUCAUGCGUGUGCAAUUGGGUGGGAAAGACAAGCAUGUUGUUAAAAAUGAAUUUGAAGAAGUUUCAAUUCCUCCGGAAUUGAUGGUUGGGACUUCAGAUGCAUUAUUCGAUUUUAUUGCCAAUGCACUCAAGAAAUUUGUUGACACGGAAGGUGAAGGUUUUCACCUUUCACCUGGUAGACAAAGGGAGCUGGGUUUCACAUUUUCAUUCCCAGUUAGGCAGUCAUCAAUUGCAUCAGGGACUCUGAUUAGGUGGACAAAGGGCUUCUCUAUUCAAAAUUCAGAUGGACAAGAUGUUGUGGGAGAGUUGACAAAAGCAAUGGAAAGAGCUGGUCUUGAUAUGCGUGUAUCUGCUUUGGUCAAUGAUACAGUUGGAACAUUGGCAGGAGGCAGGUAUGAGAAUCCAAAUGUCAUUGCUGGUGUCAUUUUGGGUACUGGAACCAAUGCAGCAUAUGUGGAAAGGGCAAAUGCAAUACCUAAGUGGCACGGUCUAUUGCCUAAAUCAGGAGAGAUGGUUAUCAACAUGGAGUGGGGUAACUUCAGGUCGUCCCAUCUUCCACUAACAGAAUAUGAUCAAGCCAUGGAUGCUGAGAGUUUGAACCCUGGCGAACAGAUAUUUGAGAAGAUUGUUUCUGGCAUGUACUUAGGUGAAAUUUUGCGCAGAGUUCUGUGCAAGAUGGCUGAAGAAGUUGCCUUCUUUGGUGAUACAGUACCCCCAAAACUGAAAAUUCCAUAUGUAUUAAGGACCCCCGUUAUGUCAGCAAUGCAUCAUGAUAUUUCCCCUGAUCUCAAAGUGGUCGCAAGCAAGCUAAAGGAUAUCCUAGAGAUAUCAAAUACUUCACUCAAGACAAGAGAAGUAAUAGUUGAGCUCUGUGACAUCAUUGCCAUUCGUGGAGCUCGCCUUUCUGCAGCUGCUAUUGCAGGAAUCAUCAAAAAAUUGGGGAGAGACACAAUGAAGGACGGGGAGAAUCUGAGAUCAGUUGUAGCCAUGGAUGGCGGGCUGUAUGAGCACUAUACAAAAUUCAGAAAUUCUCUGGAGAGCACUGUCAAGGAGUUGAUGGGGGACGCAUCUGAUCACGUUUCCAUUGAGCAUUCCAAUGAUGGGUCUGGAUGUGGAGCUGCCCUUCUAGCAGCCUCAAACUCCCAGUAUCUUGAGGUCGAGGAGUCUUGAUUACGGUUAAAGGAGCUUGACGUUUAUAAUUUUGUUUUUUUAUUUCUUCCUUUUUCUCUUUCUUGCAUAACCUCCUUUCCGUGUCCUAGUUCAAAAGCUGGUACAGGGAGAUCUUUAAUAUAUGGCCCCGCUGCAGAGCAAUGGAUUGAAUGUGUUACGCUUGCCUUGCUCUGCAUCUUUCCCACUGCCGGCAAAAUUGUCUUUGUGCCAGUGUAACUUUAUUUUCAAAUGAGUUGGACAAUAAAAAUGGGGCAUUAGUAUUGUUUCU